AUGUCACAGGAGUCAUCCACAUCGCCGCCGAGAGCCGAGCGACACGACCCAUCGACCUCGCCGUCUCGCGGAAGCACUUCGUCGACCAACACCAACAUCCCGUGCGAGUCCGCGCUGCAGCUGGGCCCUACACUCUGGGUGGAGAUGUUUGAAAACCAGCGCUGGUAUCCGGUUAUCGGAUGGGGGACCAGUCGCUUCCUCACCGACCUUCCUGCCUUCUGUUUUGUACCGCCGGCGCACCGCCUCUGCGGCGCUCACCCAAACGACUUCGACACCGCCUUCCAGUUGGUAAACCCUCCUUCUCCUCACGCCCCCAAUCCACAGUGGCCGGCUCACCGCAUCCUCACGGUGGCGCUCCCCGCUGGCUACCGGUGGGUGGGUUUCUGGGAGGUUUACACGGAGCAUCCACACGGCACUGACAUGGCCGGCUGGCGCUACGGAGAGCAGUUCCUGAGGCCUGUCGACAAGACCAGCACUGACCCUGCCAAUGCCGCGUCGCCCCAGCAGGUUUUGGCUCCGUUCAAAAAGACACACACGCCCUUGUGCGUCGUCCGCCGUCGCUUAUGGCGCCGCCGCGUGGCACUGGCGGGGGUGGACGAGCCUGCCUCGUCCAAGGACGACCUCUUCCCCGGCCACUCAGAGCAGCAACUGCAUUCCUACCUGAGUGAGAAAGAGGAGGAGAUGGAGAUGGCUGAGCACCUCAAGGAGGCGGAGUACAUGGCGGCCCAGGCUGGCGAGCCGUGGUCGCAGGAGCAGCAGAUGCGGGCGGAGGCGGAGCUGCGCAAAUUCUGCCGUGAGCGGCAAAACCGCGAGAGUGAGUCUCGCAUGCGCAGCACAAAACUGAGCUUCGUGAACUCAUUUAGCGAGACAGAGGGCUCUUUUCAUGUUUUUCCUGGCGACGACGACGACGACGGCCCCACAGACGUUAACGUGCAUCCGGAGGAGCAGUUCAGCGGCGCCGUAGCGGCGGCGUCUUGGGUGCGGGACAGUUGGUCGAAUCGCGCGGCGCCUGUCGUCUCGUCAUCGGUGGCGACGCCGGAUGACACGACUGCCGGGCAAAGCACCGAAUCCUCGCAUGGCGGCUGCACCCUUGAGGCUUACAGCACCACGGCGCCGAGCCGCGUGGAUGGAAGCGAUCUAGUGGGACAGAACACGGUUCAAGAGUUCGUCGCGUCCACUCCGACAGAUGCGGAGUCGUCGCGCACUGACGGUGCCGAUGCUGCCGCCGAAAACGCGGUGGAUCAGUUUGUGGCAUCCUCGCUGACCGACCCCGCUGCCUUGAACGACGACGACCAGGCUGCUGGUGUUUCGAUCGGUGGCAUCCGCGAUCCUACCGAUGCGGACUUCCGCGCGAUUUUUUCGCAGUUCAUGACUCCUUCUUGUGAUCACAAGCCGUCCUGA
Molecule: messenger RNA, 1401 nt
Organism: Leishmania major strain Friedlin
Lineage: Eukaryota; Euglenozoa; Kinetoplastea; Trypanosomatida; Trypanosomatidae
Exons: 1
Coding region: 1-1401 (466 amino acids)
Source: RefSeq, a predicted model, not a curated record